CGCAUCCCGUCCAAUCGCCCGCGGGCAUCGUGCAUAUCUCGCAUCUCGCAUCUUGCAUCUGGUCCGCAUCCAUUCGCUAUCUCCUAUACUUUUCCAUCUCUGGUAUACGGUAUACUUGCCCCGAAUUGAUCUUGAGCAAGUUGCUCGUCGUCGGCAACAACUAGCAAGAUGGGUGGUUACGGGGACUUCACUGGCAUAUGCCACACGGCACCCUUACCGUUGUGCGCAUCUGUUGGUCCUGUCACUUCCAUAUCGGGCGGCGUCGGCGUCGAAACCGACUGCUUCGCGCGAAAUAUCGAGUUGGCCAAUACCAUCAUAUUCCAGGGCGCUUCCAGCUUCAUACACAUUAUCGCUUUGGUCAUGACGAUAGUGAUGAUCUUACAUAUCCGGGGGAAAUUCACAGCUGUCGGUCGCAAGGAAAUUCUAGCCUUCUUCUAUUUCUAUAUGCUGCUGUCGUUCAUCUCCCUCCUCGUCGACGCUGGUGUCGUUCCUCCGGGCUCUGAGCCUUACCCGUACUUCGUCGCGGUACAAUCCGGCCUCGCGUCCGCGUUGAUCACUUGUCUAUUAAUUAACGGGUUCGUCGGAUUUCAACUCUACGAAGACGGUACCCCAUUGUCCGUAUGGAUGCUCCGGCUUUCCUCCGUCGCGGCCUUUGCUGUCUCGUUCCUGGUAUCGCUCGGUACUUUCAAGUCGUGGGCUGGUAUGGGGCCGUCAAACACAGUAGGCCUGUUCACGGUGCUAUACCUCCUAAACGGCGUACAACUCGUCAUCUACGUGGCCCUGCAGAUUUUGCUGGUAGUCCGAACUUUAGAAGACCGCUGGCCGCUAGGAGAUAUCACAUUCGGUCUCUUCUUCUUCAUUGUGGGCCAGGUCAUACUAUAUGCGCUUAGCUCCACGAUUUGCCAAGCUACUAGUCAUUACAUUGACGGCCUGUUUUUUGCAACGACAUGCAAUCUGCUUGCUGUCAUGAUGGUUUAUAAGUAUUGGGAUUCUAUCACGAAGGAAGACCUCGAGUUUUCUGUGGGUACGCGGAUGAAUAACUGGGAAGUUAAAGAGCUUCUACCCGACGAGGAACGCCGCACUACCGUGUACAUGGAUGACCCUUACGGCCAACCCAGCCCUUACGAUCAUUCUUCCUCUCCUUCGAGGAACCGAAUGUCCCGCUAUUAGUCGUCCAGUAUUGCGGAAUCUUCACAACGAGGAGGAAUAUUCCAGACAUGAGUGCGAGAACGGAGACAUUAACUCGUUCGGAAGCACGUUGCAUUUGCGAGGCGUCUCGGUUUGGCUGGCGAACUCAUGCGGGUUCCAUUAGAGCAAUAAAUGGACAUAUUUAGUAUCGGGGUAUCGGUACUGACAGCGAUUGCUGGAUGGAAAAAUGCAUGUGUAAAAUGAGCCUGGUAUUAGAACGGGCUGCGACGGAAGCCAAGUAAUAUAUAUUAUCUUGUAUAUACCAUACAUAUUUUGACUACCACGAACAUACGAGCGUUCUCGUGGUAUUUUGACACCGUUCUAGACUUGUGUAAAUAUUGAUUGCCCAUCAGCGCUUCAUUUUCGAUAUAUACCAGGUACCUACCUGGUAUCAGACUAUUAUGAUAUAUACAGUGAUGCCUCCGCUAGUA
Messenger RNA from Daldinia caldariorum, 1619 nucleotides. RefSeq names its product chitin synthase export chaperone. The transcript is spliced from 3 exons. The record is from RefSeq and is a predicted model, not a curated record. Gene Ontology annotation, cellular component: endoplasmic reticulum membrane. Gene Ontology annotation, biological process: protein folding. Lineage: Eukaryota; Fungi; Ascomycota; Sordariomycetes; Xylariales; Hypoxylaceae. Bases 169 to 1170 code for a protein of 333 amino acids.